Molecule: messenger RNA, 2595 nt
Organism: Gastrolobium bilobum
Lineage: Eukaryota; Viridiplantae; Streptophyta; Magnoliopsida; Fabales; Fabaceae
Product: serine/threonine-protein kinase ATG1c-like
Exons: 13
Coding region: 188-2383 (731 amino acids)
Biological process (GO): peptidyl-serine phosphorylation; autophagy
Cellular component (GO): cytoplasm
Molecular function (GO): protein serine/threonine kinase activity; ATP binding
Source: RefSeq, a predicted model, not a curated record
UCCUCACCAAAAAACUAACAAUCAAAAACAGAAAGAGAUCUCAAAAUCAAAAGGGACCUUCAUCUGAAUCUCCCUAAAUAUCCAUUUUCACGAGUCGGGUAUUCGGAGCUGGUUUUCCGGGCUCGGAUUCUUCUUCUUCUUCUUCUUCUUCUUGCUCUUUUCAACUUCUAGGGUUUCGAAUUCGACGAUGGCGAUGCCGACGGGGCGGAGCAGGGUGAUCGGAGACUACUUCGUCGGGAAGCAAAUCGGCGCAGGGUCGUUCUCGGUGGUGUGGCACGGUAGGCACAAGGUGCACGGAACCGAAGUAGCGAUAAAGGAGAUCGCCACGCUUCGCCUCAACAAGAAGUUGCAGGAGAGUCUCAUGUCUGAGAUUUUCAUCUUGAAGCGGAUUAACCAUCCUAAUAUCAUCCAUUUGCACGAUAUCAUUGAGGCUCCUGGAAAGAUACAUCUUGUGUUAGAAUACUGUAGAGGGGGAGAUCUCUCUUUGUACAUUCAACGCCAUGGAAGGGUACCGGAGGCUACUGCAAAGCAUUUUAUGCAGCAGCUGGCUACUGGCCUUCAAGUUCUUCGGGACAAUAACUUAAUUCAUAGAGAUCUGAAACCGCAGAAUCUUCUUCUCUCCAUAAAUGAUGAGAAGUCGGUGCUGAAGAUUGCUGACUUUGGAUUUGCAAGAUCUCUGCAACCUAGGGGCCUUGCAGAAACCUUGUGUGGAUCACCUCUUUACAUGGCUCCAGAAAUCAUGCAACUUCAGAAAUACGAUGCUAAGGCAGAUCUCUGGAGUGUUGGUGCAAUCUUAUUUCAGCUUGUUACAGGAAGAACACCUUUUACUGGAAACAAUCAAAUACAGUUACUACAGAACAUUAUGAAAUCAACAGAAUUGCAGUUUCUAUCUGAUAACCAAAGUCUGAGUUCUGACUGCAAAGAUUUGUGUCAGAAAUUGCUGCGCCGUAAUCCAGUGGAACGUCUAACUUUUGAAGAAUUCUUUAACCACCCAUUCCUUUCCCAUAAGCAACCAGAACAGGAUGAACCAUUGAGGAGUAGAAAUUCUUCAAGGCUAGUAGGUCGGUGUUGUUCAACAGUGUCUGACCCUUUAAGAACUGAGGAAAAUUAUCAAGAGGAUUGUUUACCUUUUAUUCUAGAUGAUGAUUCUAGUGGUCCUGAGGGGAGUCCAUCCUUUUCAAGGAAGAAGUCCUCAAUGAAGUCUACCUAUGGAUUUGAUCUAAAUACAAAAUUAGAUAAAACAGAGUCAGCAUCUCGUAUUGCUAAUAACAUUAAUUGUACUUCCCGAUAUGGUAGUGUAAUACAGCGACCUGAAAACACUACUAAAAGAUUGGAAAACCAUAGAAUUUCGGGAAGAAAUCUCAUUGAUCCUCUAGAAUCUCCAGAACAGAUAUUUACAAACCAUCCAAAAGUUAUGGAUUCACUAGAGAAUAUUGAUCAAGAUUAUGUUCUUGUGUCGGGGCCCCCUAUGGAUGUUUCAUCUUCUUCUGUGAGUGCUUCAAAGCCAAGCCAUUCCCCAUAUAGGUCAGGUAGUUUCCCCCAAGAGUCUUCUAAUACAAUCACUACAGUAAGUGCUCCAAUGCCAAUCGGUGGUGUACCUACCAAUAGCAUAUGCCAAAUUGGAAGUUCAGGAAGUCAGGACUCUGCUCCUGGGACUUCACAUGGAUCAAUGGAUACAGGUGAUGAACAACCAUCAGCUCACUGCAUGACAAGGGUAAAAUCAUUGCAACAGUGUGCGUCUACCAUCACGGAAUUAGUUAAUGAAAAGAUGGCAGCAGGGAAGCAGCUAGAAGCAUUUUCUAUUCAGCUUGUAAUUCUCGCAAUUUGUAAGCAAGCACUGCACAUAUGCCAUACACAGGCUGCUUCAGCCAUGGAAGGAAGUCCAAAUCUAGAAACUUCAAGAUAUAGGAGGAGCACCAGCAAGAAGCUAGGUAGUCUUGAUUCAGAAGAAUGCCUUGAUGGAAAAAUCCAAAGGCCAAAGGAUAUAUUAUCCCAAAUUGAAAGUGAAUUUUUGAGGGAAUUUGAGUAUGCUGAAGAACUUGCCAAGACCAUUGAGCCUGGAAAUACAGAGAUGCCAGAUGCAAUGGAGACAAUAUUUCAAUCUGCCCUUGCUUUUGGGAGACAUGGGGGUGUAGAAGAGCUCAUGGGUGACAUGGAAAGUGCAACUGCAUUAUAUUCAAAAGCUGUCCAUCUGUUACUUUUCCUUCUAGUGGAAGGACCAUCCUUGAUUCUGAAUCCUCCAUUUUCACUGACAAACUCAGACCGUUAUAGGCUUCGGGAUUACAUUGAUAGGCUUAAUAACAGGCAAGGUUUUUCAAGGUCACAGCGAAUGGCUCGUCUGAAAUGUGAUGAUAGUCAAGGUAUCCUUAAGGAAAAGUUUUAGCAAUGGUUCUUUGUCUCCCAUUUUACACGAUAAAAUUAUUUAUUUGUACAGUUAUUCUUUAAUGGAGGGGAAUUUGGGAUGCUGAUGGGAGUUAACCAGAAAAACAUAGGUUGUAAAAUUCAUUUCUGUGAUUAGAAUGAUGAUCCAAUGUGCAUUUGAUGUGUAUGUUUUGUGUGAUUUGUUUCAUGAAUUCUGGUACGAUGAGCAGAUAU